Molecule: messenger RNA, 1695 nt
Organism: Drosophila biarmipes
Lineage: Eukaryota; Metazoa; Arthropoda; Insecta; Diptera; Drosophilidae
Product: serine protease inhibitor 77Ba
Exons: 4
Coding region: 212-1441 (409 amino acids)
Molecular function (GO): serine-type endopeptidase inhibitor activity
Source: RefSeq, a predicted model, not a curated record
AAAGGGUUAGUGUCGAACACAGAACACUUUGGGUGUCAAUAUAAACCAAUUUCUAUAAGGAUACUCUUCUAAAAGCGUGAAACAAGGAUACGAAUCCUUUUCCGACGCUGUAAAGUAUACAUUUACUUGAUCGUAGCCAACAGGAGGUCGAUCCAUAAGGAUUCAUAAGGAUCUAAAAAGUGAACCCCCGUUUUCUUCAACCGCGAAUAAUAUGAAGGUCGGGUGGUCGGUGAUUUUGGCCGGCUCAGUUCUUUUAUUGGCGCAGGGCCGAUAUGCCGAGACAAAGGAUAAAAAAUUUGACAAAAUGAUUCAGGUAAUCCAGAAUUUUUCCCUCAACUUAUUCCAAGAAAUGGUCCUGUGGAGAUACGAGAAACGUCAAUACGUAAACGAAGUAGUGUCGCCCUUUUCCCUGUGGACCGCGUUGAUAAUGAUAUACGAGGGCGCGGGCGGAGAAACCUUGGAACAGCUGCGUCGUGUAUUGGGGAUCUCUGUGAAAGAGGACGACUUGAAGGAGUUCUAUGACGAGACGCGCGAACUUCGAGACACCGAUUCUGACGAAAUGGAGAUUCACUCCUGGCAACAGCUGUACCACAACAAGCAGUAUACUAUCGAACCUCGAUACAACGAUGUUGUGUAUUUUUACGAUAUGGGACCUAAUAGAAAGGAUUUCGAAAACUUUGUCGGAGUUAUCAAAGAUGACAUAAGGUUCGGAACAAACUUUUACAUUGAACCCGCCCUUCAGAGACAUAAUAUAGUUGAGGCUAGAAUGUUGCUGAUCUCUGCCAUCUACUUCAUCGGCAAGUGGAAGUAUCCCUUCGACAGGGAGUUGACGAAAGUUGAGCCAUUUUAUAACGAGAAGUCCCCCUACAAGCAACUCGCUAAGGUGCCUAUGAUGGUGCAAACAAACAAAUUCACCUACGUUGAUGACAUUGAGGGUCUGGAUGCCCGUGUCCUGGAACUGCCCUACGGGGAGGAGGGCACAGCAGUGAUGCUCGUAAUGCUGCCCAAUCGCGGAGUUACACUCAAUAGUGUGCUCGAGAAUCUGAAGGAAAAGGGCUUGCGUCUUGUCCUGGAUGCUGUCGGUAAUACCUCUUCGAAAAAGGAUGUGGAGGUUAAGAUUCCCAAGUUCAACACGUUCUCCUCCUACCUACUUCCGAAGUUUCUAGCCGAGAUAGGUAUCAGGAAAUCGGUAUCUGGUACGGCAAACUUCACAUUCAUGACCGAGGGACCGAGUGAUAUAAAUAUGUACCUCUCGCACGCCUUCCAUUACAGCCGCAUAAUCGUGGACGAAAGUGGCGCGCCUGACACGAAGCCAUCGCCACCGCCGGCCAACAAGACGGGGGUGGUUGAGUUCCACAUGAACAAGCCGUUCUUUUACCUCAUCCUGGAGAAGCAAAUGAACCUCAUCCUCUUCGCCGGAACAAUCCGGAAUAGGGCUUGAUUCAAUGAGUCCAAGUACGAAAAAACGUAUCUUAAACCUGCAUGGGCUUAGUGUCUUUAGGUUUCUUCAAUCUGGCAUCUCAAUAUAAAAAACUUGUCUUCUUGAACAGCACUAUUAACAUUCAUUGUGCAUUAAUUUAGACAAAAUAAAGGCCAGUGCACGAAAAAAACUGUAAAAUUUCGUGCUAGAAAUAAAUGUAUCUAUCUAUUGUACCAAGAGCGUGUGAAAUAUUAAACUGUAAUAAGCAAACCUAA